AAGGUUUGGUCUCUUCUUCCGGGAUUUUGCACACGACCCACUGAUAUUUGCCAGUCAUUCAAGAGUGUGGCAAGGAUUCUUGGUACAGCUCUUACAGARAGACCUGAUCUUUGCCUUCUUGUUUGCCAAGGACUUAGACUAUUGGUGUCCAAAACAACCCAAGAUGAAGAUAAAACAGAACUUGCUAAGUAUGCCAAGAACUACCUGCCUAUAUUAUUCAACUUGUAUUCUGGAGAAGAGAGUGAGAAAGAACUAGACAAGCUACCAAUAUUAGAAACCAUUAGAACGUACCUGACCAUCACAGACUCGCAGCUUGCUUCAAAGUUCCUCACGAAAGCAAUUGAAAAAAUAACAAACCAAGAAACAGCAGUCUAUACAAGAAACCAAAUGAUGGAUUUGAUCAUCGCUAUGAUUCCUUAUGUGGAAGAGUCCAAUGUCAACAAAUUGUAUAGCAUUGUGGUACCUUAUUUACAGGUACAAGAUAUCACCCAACAAAAGAAAGCCUAUCGUGUUCUGGAACAAAUCUGUAGUUCUGAUUCUAAAGCGUGUGUCAGUUUUGUGUCAAGACACUUAGAAGAACUGAAAGAAAUAUUGCUGAAAACUCUUGCAUCUUCAAGCUCAUCUUCUAAAGCUCCAAGGUUAAGAUGUUUAACUCAAAUUGUAAGAAAGCUUGAUGAAAACCAACAAGACUUCAUCAAAGCCAUUAUACCAGAGGUGAUUCUUUGUACAAAAGAAGUUGCUGUCAAAGCCAGAAAUGCUGCUUUGUCAUUGCUUGUCACAACUUGUCAUGCUUUAUGUAGAUGUAAAGGCAUGACCAAAAAAGAUGGAAUUAUUUUAUACCUUCAACUUGUGAUGGCUGGCCUUGCUGGCUCAACCCACAUGGUUAGUGCUACGAUUAUUUGUAUUUCAAGGAUCGUUUAUGAAUUCAGAGGUGAUGUACCAAGUGAUGUCGUGGAACAGCUUAUUAAGGGUGUGCUUGUAUGUCUUGCAUCAAAAAGCAAAGAAGUUGUGAAAUCUACUCUUGGUUUCUUCAAGGUUGUUAUCUCUGUCAUGAGCCGUGAUGACUUAGCACCUUAUGCUGAAGACUUAGCUAGUGGUAUUGUGAACUGGAAUGACGACAACAGAAGACGUUUCCGAUACAAUGUUAAAGUUUUGUUUGAGAGACUAAUUAGAAAAUUUGGCUAUGCAACAACACUGAAAUGCGUUCCUGAGAAACAUCGCAAGCUUGUGCAAAACAUCCACAAGACAACACAGAGGUUAAAGAGACAAAAGAUGGCACUGAGAGCAAAGAAUAUGGAAGGUAAAGCUCAUGAAAAAAUUGACUCAAUUCAGCAAGAUGAAAGCUAUGAAGACUUGAUGUUUGGCUCUGAAACUGAAGAGGAUGAUUCAAAAUCAAAAACAAAGGGAAGAGAUAACAAGGCUAAGAAAGUGAAUAAACCAAAUCCUAAAACAUGGAUCCGUGAGGGAGCAGAUGAAGAACCAGUUGAUUUCAUGGACUCUAAGGUGGUUCAAAGAGUUGUAGCAACUGACCCARAAGCAGGCAGAAAGCGAAAACUUGAAAAUGAUUUUGAAUUAUCAAAAGAUGGCAAACUUAUCAUCCCAGAUGAUGACGAUGAAGAGGAGGAAGAAGAGACGUCAAGAAAACACAAUAAGAAGCAUGCUUUUGGAAACAUUCCCAUGGAAGAAGAUCUCAUGGAUGAUGAUCUGGCAUUUAAAGCAAAACGCUCCAGACCCAGUAAAGAUGAUGAUGAUGAUGACGAUGAAGUGGAUGUGAAAGAGUCCAAGAGAGAUAACAAAUUUGGAAAUGAAUACAAAGCCAAGCGAGCUGGRGGUGACGUCAAAAGAAAAGGACAACCAGACCCAUAUGCAUACUURCCACUAAAUCGCAGUACUCUCAAUAAAAGAAAACAGCGUAAGGCAGCCGGGCAGUUCCAUAGUCUUGUGCGAGCCACCAAGAAAGGAUCAUCAAGAGUAAAAUCACAGAAAGGAAGACAUAAAUAAUCUUAUGUGAACUCUGUUACUUUAAAACCUGCUCUCAAACAGCACUGAAUUUGUACUUUUAACAUGAGACACUUCAUUAAGAUGAUGGAGUUUCUGAAGCAUCAUAUUUUAUGUACCARUCCUCAAUGAAUAGACAUUGACUUUGUCGGGGUAACUGACUGAAUCCAUCAAGCCUGGGCAAAAGGUAAUAAUAAAGCUAUUUCAAACAGGCUUUCUACUGUGCUCUCAUCAUUGCUGCGCAGAAAAUWAUUGAUUUUUAGUAAUUGAUUCUUAGUAGAGUGAUCACACUUAAUCCGUSCAACUGCACAAACUAAAUAGUGCUAUUUAGUUUUUAAAUUGUGUAUGCGGUACRCAAGUUAAAUCAAAUUGAUACAAAUGAAGCUUUCAAUACCAUCUUCAGGUCCACUUUUAGUACAAAUGAAURCUACUUAGAUUUUGUACAGUUGCACGCUUCAAGUGCAAUCACUCUAAUUUACAAGUAGUAAAUUAAGUAAGUUAAUUUGGAUGUCGGCAAGACGACGGAGUUUAGUCUAUAUUUAGUGGAUAUUUGUCUUCACUUUGAGUUUUUGUAUAUCUAACUCGAGCUUUAGGUCUUAUCUUGUGCAACGUUACUGUAGUAGCAAUUUUAUUUGAAAAUAACAAUGAAGAAGGACUAAAGCUGCAAACCAAGCUCAGAAAACAGUUUGUCUUAAAAAAAUUGUGCAAAGGUUAAGUUUAGUUAAAUUUACAAACUGUCUUAUUAAUUUUGCUUAUGUUUUUAAGAUGUUUUGAGACUUAACUUAGAAAAUUUCUUAAAGAGUUAAUAUCUUUGCUUUCAGGUUUAAAGUUUUUUCAAGAGUUUUUUUUAAAUUGUCAUGGUAAUUAUUUACAUUUAUUUUAUUUUCGUUUAUUUGUUUAUGGUUGUUUACGUUUUAAGGUUUAUAUUGUGCGCGCUUUUUAGAAACCUGUGUAAAGGAAGUUUAGUGUUUAUCCUGCGAAAGGAAAGAAACAUCAGUUAGAAUGUGAUUUGAACCCUUACCUGCAAGCUUGCCUUCUGUCCAGUAGUCUGCUGUCUUGAUCACCAAGCCAUCUAGUGAAUUGCUGGUUCAAACCACUCAACAUCAAAAGUCAUUGUUUGAAUUUGCAUGAAUUGUGACCUGCUAUAAACUUAAGUUUCGAAGCCUGACCAGCAACUUCGACUAGAUGGUUUAGUGGGUUAGUGGUUGGGCUAUGAAUCAGACGGUUAGGAGUUCAAAUCUCGGYUAUAGAUUUCUUUCUUUCGGGAAAAUAAAUUUCAAAAAUUAUAGUUUUA
Messenger RNA from Exaiptasia diaphana, 3292 nucleotides. RefSeq names its product RRP12-like protein. The annotation marks the transcript as partial. NCBI's taxonomy places the organism in Eukaryota, Metazoa, Cnidaria, Anthozoa, Actiniaria, Aiptasiidae. The record is from RefSeq and is a predicted model, not a curated record. The transcript is spliced from 21 exons.